This is a messenger RNA of Phytophthora nicotianae INRA-310, 162 nucleotides long. RefSeq lists its product as hypothetical. Bases 1 to 162 code for a protein of 53 amino acids. The record is from RefSeq and is a predicted model, not a curated record. NCBI's taxonomy places the organism in Eukaryota, Oomycota, Peronosporomycetes, Peronosporales, Peronosporaceae. The transcript is spliced from 2 exons.
AUGGCGCAUGGAUCCUCGCCGCAGGGAUCCUCUGAAAGACGCGAAGUGUUCAAAUCCCAGGCUGCAGCUACCGCCUGCGCAGUGGUCUUCCCCAAGAACAUCAUGGCCCCAAGUGGAUCCAUACGGCACGUUGUUGGGAUUUGCAUCGAAGGAUUUCGCUAA